Messenger RNA from Astyanax mexicanus (Mexican tetra), 2746 nucleotides. RefSeq lists its product as uncharacterized. The record is from RefSeq and is a predicted model, not a curated record. NCBI's taxonomy places the organism in Eukaryota, Metazoa, Chordata, Actinopteri, Characiformes, Acestrorhamphidae. The transcript has 2 exons. The coding region runs from base 334 to 2172 and encodes 612 amino acids.
GUGUGUGUCAGGGUUAUUAUCGUAAACGAAAACGAACGAAAUAACGAAAACUGAAAGUGAAAAAACAUUUUCGUUAACUGAAAUAAAUAAAAACUGUAAUUAAAAUAAAAAAACGGUAACUAACUAGAACUGUAUUGAGAGUUUAUAAAACUAACUAAAACGUACUAAAAUUAUAGAGAGAAUGCCCUUCGUUUUCGUGUUAAUCAGUUUAUUUAUACGCUGCCGUAUAUUAUGGACUGAUAUGGACUUGAUUGUUUCCACUCGAGCCGUUUUAGUUGCCGGCACCGCACAGCACUUGUUUACCUUGUGCUCACAACGUUAGUUCGCCGCAAUAUGGCCACAGCAAAAGUUGGGAGAAAGCGUCAGAGUCCAAUAUGGGAUUUCUUUGAAUAUGACUGCGAGAAAGACAAGAGCAAGUGUCUCGUAGUGGAAACCGGCGACAAAAUAUGUGGUGUACUUCUCAAGGGGAAGAACCCCACGAAUCUCAAGGUCCAUUUGCGAAGCUCGCACAAGAAGGCUAAUUGUGAGUACCUAGACAAGCUAGCCUCUCUGAGUAGCUUCGCUGGAAGAGAAUCCACAUCCCAGCCCGGCAGCUCCGGUAAGGAAACAACAAUAAUGGACUGCUUUCAGCGUCGACAAAGCUGCUGGUUAGUUAAUACGCAGGAACACUGCAAACGAGAAGAUGCAUUAGUAAAUAUGUUUAUUGAGACUGGGAUGUCCACACGACUGUGUGACUUGAUUGCCUUCAAAAAGUUUACCGUUUCGCUUGAACCAAAAUUCAAGUCACCCGGUGCUGCAAGAGUGAAUAACCUUAUUGGUGCGAAAAUGGAAAAGGCAAAGCACAAACUGAAGGAGAUCAUAAAGGACGCAAGGAAGCUGACCCUCUGUGUAGAUGGUUGGAGCAAGAGAGGAUUAACUGCAUCUUUCAUGGGUGUGUCAGCAUGUUUUUAUCAUCCACCCAGAGGCCAGGUUCAUCAUGCUCUGCUUAACCUACACCGAAUAGAGCACCCACACACCGGGGAGUGCAUUGCUCGCUGCAUUGGUGAGACAUUAGAGGCAUGGGGUAUAGGAGAUGACAAGGUGCUGCUCAUUGUGACAGAUAACGGCUCCAACAUAGUCAAAGCUGUGCGGCUGCUUAGGGAUAGAAGCCAAAAACAAAGUAAGGAGUCCCCAGAUGGAUCACGGGCUCAGCCAGGAGGUGCUGGAGAUGGCCUGGAUGAACUGUGGGUCGAAUCAGAAUCCGAGGAGACUGACGAGGAGGAGACUGACGAGGAGGAGGAGAUUGGAGAGACUGGAAACCUGGAACUUAACCUGCCAGAUGAUGGUGAGAACAGCAAGUUCCAGAGGAUGCCAUGCCUGGCCCACACCCUUCAGCUCACCCUGAAAGAUGCCAUCAAGCACCCAAAUGCUGAUGUGCUCAUAUCAAGAGCAAGAAAGCUGGUACAUGCUGUGAGGAAAUCGUCAGUAGCAAAUGAAGCAAUAAUCAAAAAGUGUGGCAAAACUCUGGUCCGAGAUUGUAGCACACGCUGGAACAGCACUUUGGAUAUGCUGAUAAGACUGCUGGAGAUCAGAACUGAACUAAACCAAGUACUUGAGGAGUUGGGCAUGGACACACUUCUUACAAGCGAUUGGGCUAAGAUAGAAAACCUGGUCAAGCUCCUUGAUCCCUUUGCCAUUCACACAGACCAGCUUCAGGGGGACAGCCAGUCACUCUCACACGUGGUGCCAUGCCUGCUCAACCUUGAGGCACACCUUCUGACAACUACUGCUGCUGGGAAGCAGUUAGCGCAAGUGCUGCUGAAGUCCUUACGAGAACGUUUUGCUGCCAUUCUUAGCCCGGAUUCCCCACACUUUGAUGCUACCCCAGCAGCAGCCUGCCUAUUGGAUCCAAGUGUUUCGCUGAUUCUUCAAACACCAGACAUGGUGCCACUGAGGAGGGCAGCACAGUCUUUAGUAGAGACACUGGCAGCUCAGUACAACCCAGCUACUGCUCCUCAGGAUGUCCCUGCCACUCAAAAUGCAGUAGACUCCCCUCCUACUGUCCUCCAGAAAUACCGCUUCCUUGCAUCUCGUAUGGAGGUCAAUGUGUCAUUGACAAAUCAACCUGAUGGGACUGACAGCCUCUUGACCGAAAUGAAGAAGUAUGUUGAUGACAUAAAACAGUGUCUUUAAUGAGACACCACUGCAGUUUUGGAGAUCAAAGGAGGCUGUCUAUCCAAAACUUGCACCUGUGGCACUGGAUCUGGUUAGUGCCCCUGCCUCACAAGCCUUUGUGGAGCGCAUAUUCUCUGUGUGUGGUCUGUUGUCAUCUGGCCUGAGAAACAGAACAACCACAUCUUUGGAGCAGCGUGUUUUCCUCAAGAUCAACAAGAAAUUGUUGAUUGACUGAAGUAUACCAAUUUAUCUCUCUCUGUCUGUUCACUUUUUGAUGUUAAAUACAACAAGCAAGGUUACUUCUACUGCACUGAUAUCCCCAAAAGUUGUACCUGCAUCUAGUUAUUGGCAUUCCACUUUGUAAUGUAUUAUUGAGUUUGUAAUUUUGGUCAAAAAGCUAAGUUUUUGAGUUUAUUUUUCUCAGAUUGAGCUUCCUGAUGCAAGUCUCAUUAAUAAGUUUAUAUUUUUAUGUUCAUAUGUGUGCUUAGUCUGCUGGUUGUUUUCAGGAGCAGUAUUACACAUAUUUUGCACUUAAGGCUGACAUUUUGUGGACUGUUGUUCAACAGUAAUUGAAUACAUUUUUUAAAUGGUA